Tetrapisispora phaffii CBS 4417 is the source of this 1572-nucleotide messenger RNA. It is a transcript of the gene DBP3, whose product is annotated as RNA-dependent ATPase DBP3. The record is from RefSeq and is a predicted model, not a curated record. Gene Ontology annotation, molecular function: ATP binding; RNA binding; RNA helicase activity. NCBI's taxonomy places the organism in Eukaryota, Fungi, Ascomycota, Saccharomycetes, Saccharomycetales, Saccharomycetaceae. Bases 1 to 1572 code for a protein of 523 amino acids. Gene Ontology annotation, biological process: rRNA processing. Gene Ontology annotation, cellular component: nucleolus. The transcript has a single exon.
AUGUCCAAAGACGAGUUAAAAAUCCAAAAGAGAAAGAAUGAAGAUGAUGUUGUAGUGGAUAAGAAAAAGCACAAGAAAGAUAAGAAGGACAGGAAGAGUAAGAAGGAUAAGAGAGAUAAGAAGGAAAAAAAAAGUAAGAAGCACGAUGAAACCGAAACUGUUGAUGAAGCUACUGAAGAAAAUUCUACUCCAGUCUCUGUCAAUUCCAAUGGUUCUUACACACAAAGUGAUGACUUGACUAAUGUUCCUCAAUCCGAAAUCGACACUUUCUAUGAGGAAAAUGAAGUGACCGUCGAUGACAACGGUUCAUCGAAACUACGUCCUCUAUUGUCAUUUAAUCAUGUCAAAUUAAACAAGAAGAUUCAAGAUGAAAUCUCUAAAUUUCCUAAACCAACUCCUAUUCAAUCUGUAUCAUGGCCAUAUUUAUUAACCGGUAGAGAUGUCAUUGGUGUUGCAGAAACUGGUUCCGGUAAAACUUUUGCUUUCGGUGUUCCAGCUAUUAACAAUCUUGUUGAUGCCAAUGGCCAAUUAAAAUACAAGAAAGGUAUUCAAGUUUUAGUCAUUUCUCCAACCAGAGAAUUAGCAUCUCAAACUUUCGAUAACUUGGUUAUCUUGACGGAUAAGUUAGGAUUGCAUUGUUGUUGCGUCUAUGGUGGUGUUCCAAAGGACCCACAAAGAACACAAUUGAAAGUAUCUCAAGUCGUCGUUGCUACUCCUGGUAGAUUAUUAGAUCUUCUUCAAGAAGGUUCAGUUGAUCUAUCUAAUGUUAACUAUUUAGUGUUGGACGAAGCUGACAGAAUGUUGGAAAAAGGUUUCGAAGAAGAUAUCAAAAACAUCAUCAGAGAAACUGCAUCUGUAGGAAGACAAACAUUAAUGUUCACCGCCACUUGGCCAAAGGAAGUUCGUGAACUAGCAUCAACUUUCAUGGAAAGACCAGUUAAAGUAUCUAUAGGUAACAGAGAUGAAUUAACUGCUAACAAAAGAAUUACCCAAAUUGUUGAAGUCAUUGAUCCAUUCAAGAAGGACAGAAAGCUAUUAGACUUAUUGAAGAAAUAUCACAGUGGUCCAAAGAAGGACGAAAAAGUUCUGAUUUUUGCUUUGUACAAGAAGGAAGCUUCCCGUGUGGAAAGAAACUUACAAUACAAUGGUUAUCAAGUUGCUGCCAUUCAUGGUGAUUUAUCCCAACAACAAAGAACACAAGCAUUAAACGAAUUCAAGAGCGGUAAGUGUAAUCUGCUUCUAGCAACCGAUGUUGCUGCUAGAGGUUUAGACAUUCCAAAUGUUAAAACUGUCAUCAACUUAACUUUCCCACUUACUGUUGAGGAUUAUGUCCAUAGAAUUGGUAGAACUGGUAGAGCUGGUCAGACCGGUACUGCUCACACAUUAUUCACUGAACAAGAAAAACAUUUAGCUGGUGGUUUAGUUAACAUAUUGAACGGUGCUAAUCAACCAGUUCCUGAAGAACUAAAGAAAUUUGGUACUCACACAAAAAAGAAGGAACACAGCGCAUAUGGUGCUUUCUUCAAAAAUGUUGACAUGAACGCUAAACCAAAAAAGAUCACUUUCGAUUAA